AUGGCUCUCUCUUCUUCUUUCUUUUCUCAUUCCAAGAUUGACCACAUAGGGAAGAAAACAGUAUGGAAUGGUGCUGAGCUUUGUAACAAACUCAUUGUGAGAAAUAGAAUCAACAACUUAAUCAAAGAUUGGAGUUUCAUAAGAGGAUCAAGAGUUCUUGUGAAACAAAAAGUUAUGAGAUUGUCAUCUUAUAGAAAACCAAGUCCAGUAUAUACUUCAUUGUUAUCUGGAUCACAAAUUGCUAGCACUGCCUUUACAAUAGGAACAACAUCAGUCCUUCCAUUUUACACUCUCAUGGUUCUUGCUCCAAAUUCUGACCUAACAAAAAAAUCUAUGCAAAGUAAUGUCCCAUAUGCAAUACUUGGUAUUUUAUAUGCAUAUUUAUUGUAUCUUUCAUGGACUCCUGAGACAGUUGAACUGAUUUUUGCAAGUAAAUACUUACUACCAGAGCUAACUAGUAUAGGAAAAAUGUUCUCUAGUGAGAUGACUUUAGCCUCUGCCUGGAUUCACCUUCUUGUUAUUGAUCUCUUUGCUGCAAGGCAGGUAUUUCUAGAUGGACAAGAGAAUGAGAUUGAGACAAGGCAUUCAGUUUCUCUUUGCUUGUUCUUUUGCCCUAUUGGGAUUCUUUCUCAUGUCAUAACCAAAGCAAUGACUAGAACUAUCAAAGAAAACAAACAGGAUUUUUAG
Messenger RNA from Vicia faba (fava bean), 687 nucleotides. NCBI's taxonomy places the organism in Eukaryota, Viridiplantae, Streptophyta, Magnoliopsida, Fabales, Fabaceae. The record is from the annotation of a GenBank genome assembly.